This is a messenger RNA of Salvelinus namaycush (lake trout), 2734 nucleotides long. RefSeq names its product E3 ubiquitin-protein ligase ZFP91-like. Gene Ontology annotation, biological process: regulation of transcription by RNA polymerase II. The transcript has 12 exons. Gene Ontology annotation, molecular function: transcription coregulator activity. Bases 389 to 2734 code for a protein of 781 amino acids. Gene Ontology annotation, cellular component: nucleus. NCBI's taxonomy places the organism in Eukaryota, Metazoa, Chordata, Actinopteri, Salmoniformes, Salmonidae. The record is from RefSeq and is a predicted model, not a curated record.
CUCAUGCAUUUAACCUUGGUUUUAUUUUGGCUUAAAGGAGACGCAACAAAGUGGUAACGCGACAUGGCCCGUGCAAAUAGUUAGGUUUACUAUAGCUUUAAGAAUGCAAAAUAGUGUCUGGUUCUUUAAAAAUGGAUAUUGGUUUAUUAUUAUAGUAAGAAUUAAGAAAGUUUUUUUUAAAUUAUUGAUCAAUAAAUGAAUGCUUAUCAUUUGCGGACAAGGCCCGAAUUCUGUGAAUUAUGUCACAGUCGGAUUACGGCCUUUAGCUAGCAAUCCAAGCGUUUGAUCGAUGUAUCAAAUGUAAUUAUUUUUUCCCUGUCAGUACAGUAUCAGAGAAAGUAAUAAAUACGACCCGGGACAAAAGGUUAGGAACCAGGAACACGCGGUGAUGGAGCCGCAAAUCGGCGAUAACAACAAAAGGGAAGAGCCCGAAGACGACAAGGCCACGGCCCAAUCCCCGGCCUCGAGUGCAGCGAUCACCCCGCGCAGGACUUCGAGAGGCCGAGGAGUCGGCCGGAAGAAGGGGGUUUCUCCUUCACCGUGUACGAAUGGAGCAACACCAGGCACUCCGAGUUCUGGACGAGUGUUACGAGACCGGUCUACACGAACGGUACCAGCUUGGUUGCAGAGCGAGAAGAGUGACGAUGCAGAAGAAUCGAGCCCUGACAAAGCCGUAAACCGCAGGAGGAAGGCUGCUUGUCCACGACCCAGGAAAAAUGCCUCCUCCGCAGCUCCAACAGAGAGUACAGAAAAGGUCGGGAAUGACGACAGUAGUCAAGCUCAUGACUCAGGGGACCCAAAGAAACCCACUGUUCAAGCCCCCCCUCACUCACAGAAUGCUCAGGCGCGUGCCAAGGCCCCUUCUGCCCGGGGUGCCAGGGGGUCCGCCAAACUUGUGUGCAAGAGUGAGCCUGGCACCGACACCCCAACCGUGGAGGCAAAGGUAGUCGAAAAGAAGACAUUUGGGAUUGAGAAAAAAGAGGAGAAUGAGGAAGAUGUUCUCUUGGGAGGAGAAGAUGAGCCUCCUUUCCAAGAUGACCCGAAAGACCUCAGCUUCCAGCCACAGUCACAGAGUGGGGAGGAGGUAAUCAGCAGUGACGAGGACAUUCCCUUCAGAGAUGACCUCAACGACCAGAGCUACAACCCAGAGGCUGAGACUACUAGGGAUGUCCCCAAACCACGGCGCAAACCCCCAAGACAGAAAGAGAAGGAGCCAGGAAUCAAGAUAGAGGGCACAGAUGUGAAGCUGGAGAAUGAGUUCGGAGAGGGGGAUUUGCCCAGAAAAAGAGGCAGGCGAAGGAAAGAUGAUAAAAGUCCCCGGCUCCCGAAAAGAAGGAAGAAGCCCCCGGUGCAGUACGUGCGUUGUGAGAUGGAGGGAUGUGGCACAGUCCUGGCUCACCCUCGCUACCUGCAGCACCAUAUUAAGUACCAGCACCUGUUGAAGAAGAAGUUUGUAUGUCCUCACCCAUCCUGUGGAAGACUCUUCAGGCUGCAGAAACAGCUACUUCGCCAUGCCAAGCACCACACAGACCAGAGGGACUACAUCUGCGAGUUCUGCGCCCGCGCCUUCAAGAGCUCCCACAAUCUGGCCGUGCACCGCAUGAUCCACACCGGAGAGAAACCACUGCAAUGUGAGAUCUGCGGCUUCACCUGCCGCCAGAAGGCCUCCCUCAAUUGGCACAUGAAGAAGCACGACGCUGAUGCCACCUACCAGUUCUCCUGCUCCAUCUGUAACAAGAAGUUUGAGAAGAAGGACAGUGUGGUGGCCCACAAGGCUAAGAGCCACCCAGAGGUGCUCAUCGCCGAGGCCCUGGCGGCCAACGCAGGGGCCCUCAUCACUACCCCCGCCUCCCUGCUGGAGGCCUCUGGAAUGGGUUCUGUCGGGAACCAGGGGGAGCUGGUACGACUGGAGCCCGCCCAGCAGAUGACUCAAGUGGGGCAACAGGUGGCUCCGCUGGGGCAGGUGACCCAAGUGGGCGAACAAGUGACCCACAUGGGGCAACAGGUAGCUCAGAUGGGUCAGGUGAGCCACCAGGUGGUAGUAGUGAGUCAGGACCAGGGCCUCCAUGCCAUGCAGAUGCCCCUAACCAUUGCCCUGUCUCCCAUCGACCCCCCAUCGCCCUCCGACACCCAGCAGCAACCCCACCACACCCUCCAGCUCCAGAUGCCCCUUCAUUUUGUUCAGCAGGUGGCAGCCGCUUCCCCGCAGCAGCAGUCGCAGCAGCAGCAGGCCCAGAUCCAGCAACUGGCCCUUCAUUCCAGCUCGGUGGUAACCCAGCAGCAUCAGCCCCACCAGCUCCAGCAAAUGACCCUGCAGUCUUAUCAGCAGAAUCAGCAGCCGCAGAUUCUCCACAUGACCUUCCAGACCGUCGACGGGUCGCAGACCCAUCUCCAGCAGAUCCCCCUGUUAGCCACCCCCCAGCAACUUCAAACCCUCCAGAGUAGCUCCCAUAUUUCUACCGCCAACCUCCCUCUCAUGGCCCAGGUCCAACCCCAACCCCAAACUCAGGACAUUCAGCUUCAGGACCCAACCACUGUGGGUUGUAGCGAAAGCUACACUCUGGACGAUUCUGUUCUCUCUGCCUCCUCUCCUUCCGCUAACACCCUUCAACAGUGUGAGACUGUAGGGGAGGGAGAGGUAGUUUGGGAAGGGGGCGGAGAGGGAGACGGAGUAGAAGAGGGGGAUGUCUUGACUGAUGCCACAGAAGUACACAUGCAACAUGUACUUAUCUAG